GUUGGAGAGGGGUAGUGCUUUUGGACAUCACAUGGUUCACAUUUCCAGCUCCGUGAGACGCCAUUUUGGAGGAAAGUUUGGAAUUUGUCGACCUGGGGGAGGUGGAGGAGCGAAGAGGAGGAGGAAAAGAGGAAGUAGAAGAGAAAGAGAGGAGGGAUUUACACUGAGAGAAGUUUUGACACGAAUGCACAACGCAGGCUUGUGCUGGGGGAUAAUACACAAGCCGUGCGUGCCAGUGCGGGAUAAAGCAGCCCGGGCUGGAGUUUCUGUAGGUGUGCCACCAGGCUGGACUUUGAAGUUGUAUUUGUGGAAUAAACCCGCAGCAGCAGCUCAUGCAUUCGUUAAAUUGAGCGUUUUUUACAUGGAGUUUGGCGACAGCUAGAACUCCACUUUAGUGUCGCCACCGCGGUCAGCCUGCGCGGUGCACGCCGGGGCAGGGAGCCUCUCCGGCGGGGGGAGCACAGCGCGGAGAGUCGGUGGAAUAAGGGACGGAGCUUCUUUCUGUUAUUAACCCGGGAUAUCACUGUGUGUCUGCCCGGUUCCGCCCGGUUCCGCCCGGUUCCACCCGGACACUUGGAGCUGUUGUUUCCCGCUGACAGGGAGAGUUUGGAGGGGGAACUUGGUGUCGUCUUCAGCCCGGACUUGGAGCGCUGACAGCGGGCGGAAGGAUCAAUAAAACCCGCCCUGUGUGUGUGUGUGUGUGUGUGUGUGUGUGUGUGUGUGUGUGUGUGUGUGUGUAUGCGGCUAACACAGAAGUAGCUCCACACCGAGCCGAGCCGAGCCGAGCCAUGCCAGUCAGAAAGAAAGACGCACAGCGAGCCCUGCUGCUCCUGGAGGAGUACCGGGCCAAGCUGCAGCACGCCGAGGACCGGCAGCUCCGACACUCCAUCCAGAGGGUCAUCGACAUCUUCCAGAGCAACCUCUUCCAGGCUCUCAUCGAUAUCCAGGAAUUCUACGAAGUGACCUUAUUGGACAGCCAGAGAUGGGUGGAGUCUUCCAAGCCGGCGGACCCGAUGGCGCCCGUCAACCUGUGGGACUUUUCCAGCCUUCAAAGCACAACGGUGACCUCGGACACUCUGCCCAGCCUUAGCACCAGCAUCGAGGACUCCCCCCUCCUAAACGAAAUCCUGCACACGUUGGCGCAGGCCAAACGCUCGGCCGGCCAUGACGGACAAAAGUACAGGCACCACGAUGAGGACUCGUCCCCCCAGGACCAGAGCUCCCCCCAGCUCACGGAGGAGGCGGAGGGAGCGGAGCUUGUCCAGGUAGCGGAGAAGAACCUGUCCCAGAUCGAGAAUGUGCACGGAUACGUCACCCACGCCCACAUCUCCCCCAUGAAGGUAGCGUCUCUGGAGUGCAUCUUUGACGGUUCUUCACUGUUAGGACAGCACCUCCCGGAGCUCCCCUCCCCUACGCCUUCCACCCUCUAUCCCCACGGCGAGGACAGCCCCCUCCCCUCCUGCUCCUCCAACCCCUACCCCCCAAUCCAGCAGGCCGAGGCCACCCCGCCCUCCUCUCCCAUAAUCCCUGUGAUCCCGGUCUCGCCAAUCGCAGCCGAGACCACCAUCAUCCCUCCGACGUCACAGGCCAAUCCUCCCCCUGUGGUGGUCAACACAGACAGCCUGGACACGCCUCCAUAUGUGAACGGGACGGAGGCUGAUUACGAGUACGAGGAGAUCACACUGGAGAGGGGUAACUCGGGACUGGGCUUCAGCAUCGCGGGCGGCACAGACAACCCCCACAUCGGCGAAGACCCGAGCAUCUUCAUCACCAAAGUCAUACCCGGAGGAGCUGCCGCUCAGGAUGGACGGCUCAGGGUCAACGAUGUCAUCCUGAGAGUUAACGAGGUGGACGUUCGGGAUGUGACCCACAGCCGAGCCGUGGAGGCUCUGAAGGAGGCCGGCUCGCUGGUGCGACUCUACGUCCGCAGGAGGAAACCUGUCUCGGAGAAAGUGAUGGAGAUCAAACUGGUGAAAGGCCCCAAAGGUCUUGGCUUCAGUAUAGCAGGUGGCGUGGGGAACCAGCACAUCCCGGGCGACAACAGUAUCUAUGUCACCAAGAUCAUCGAAGGAGGAGCUGCACAUAAAGACGGGAGGCUGCAGAUCGGAGACAAACUGCUGGCUGUGAACAGUGCUUGCCUGGAGGAGGUGAGCCACGAACACGCCGUCACUGCCUUGAAAAACACUCCUGACGUGGUCUACUUGAAAGUGGCAAAACCCAACAGUGUCUUCAUGAACGACAGCUUCGCCCCGCCCGACCUCACCAACUCGUACUCCCAGCACAUGGAGAACCAUAUCAGCCCCCCCAACUUCCUGGGUCAGUCCCUCCCCCCACCAGCAUCCUCGGGACGCUACUCCCCAACGCCGAAGAGCAUGUUGGGAGACGAUGAUGUCACCCGGGAGCCCAGGAAGGUGGUGCUGCACAGAGGAGCAACAGGACUGGGCUUCAACAUCGUGGGCGGGGAGGACGGAGAGGGGAUCUUCAUCUCCUUCAUCCUCGCCGGAGGACCAGCUGACCUCUGUGGAGAGCUGAGGAAAGGAGACAGACUCGUCUCUGUGAACGGGGUCGACCUCCGUAACGCCACCCACGAACAGGCCGCCGCCGCCCUGAAGAACGCCGGGCAGACGGUGACGAUCAUUGCCCACUACAGACCGGAGGAGUACAGUCGGUUCGAGGCGAAGAUCCACGACCUGAGAGAGCAGAUGAUGAACAGCAGCAUCAGUUCUGGUUCUGGAUCUUUACGGACGAGUCAGAAACGGUCGCUGUACGUCAGAGCUCUGUUUGACUACGAUAAGACCAGGGAUUCGGGUCUUCCCAGUCAGGGACUGAACUUUAAGUUCGGGGACAUCCUCCACGUGGUGAACGCCUCCGAUGAUGAGUGGUGGCAGGCCCGACAGCUGACGUCACAGGGGGAGGUGGAGGAGGUCGGCGUGAUCCCGAGCAAGAGACGGGUCGAGAAGAAGGAGAGAGCGAGAUUAAAGACGGUGAAGUUUAACGCAAAGUCUCGAGACAGAGGGCAGUCUCUCAAUGACAAGCGUAAAAAGAACCUCUUUACCCGAAAGUUUCCGUUCUACAAGAGCAAAGAGGCGAGCGAGCAGGAGACCAGCGACGUCGACCAGCACGUGACCUCUAACGCCAGCGAUAGUGAAAGUAGCUACCGCGGGCAGGAGGAGUACGUUCUGUCGUAUGAACCCGUCGUUCAGCAGGAAGUAAACUACACCCGCCCCGUCAUCAUCCUCGGCCCCAUGAAGGAUCGAAUCAACGACGACCUGAUCUCUGAGUUCCCCGACAAGUUUGGAUCCUGCGUCCCCCAUACGACCCGGCCAAAGCGAGACUACGAGGUGGACGGCAGAGAUUAUCACUUCGUGGUGUCCAGAGAGCAGAUGGAGAAGGACAUCCAGGACCACAGAUUCAUCGAGGCGGGACAGUACAACAACCACCUGUACGGAACCAGCGUCCAGUCGGUCCGAGAGGUUGCCGAGAAGGGUAAACAUUGUAUCCUGGACGUGUCGGGGAACGCCAUCAAGAGACUCCAGCUGGCUCAGCUUCACCCCAUCGCCAUCUUCAUCAAACCCAAAUCUGUGGAGAACAUCAUGGAGAUGAACAAGCGUCUGACGGAGGAGCAGGGCAGGAAAACCUUCGACAGAGCCACCAAGCUGGAGCAGGAGUUCACCGAGCAUUUCACAGCCAUCGUUCAGGGCGACACUCUGGAGGAGAUCUACGAUCAGGUGAAGCAGAUCAUCGAGGAGCAGUCGGGUCCGUUCAUCUGGGUUCAGUCCAAGGAGAAGUUAUGAGGAUCAAAACUCUGUCUGCUCCAUCGCUCCUCUCUUUAGAUUCAGUUUGUUUUAUUUUGAAAAGAAAAGUCGACCUGCAGACGGCAGCCUCACCCUUCCUCACCCCUCCUCACCCCCCAACCCCCCCGAUCUACGACCCGACACUGACGGUGUUUUAUUUUGUAUUUCUGCCUGAAUAAGACUCCAUUAUUGGGUUUCCUGACCAGCACAGUAAAGCACACAGGAAGUAUGACGACAUCACACUGAACGCGGUACAGCUCCUUAAUGUUUAAGGGAGGAGAACUAAAGAGGAAGAGGAGGAGGAGGAGGAGGAGGAGGAGAAGGAGACGUGUCCAUGAAAGUGGAGAGAAGAAACGUACGAAGCAGAUUUUCUCUCUUUUUUUUUUUUGUGGGUUUUUUUCCCUUUUGUUUGUCUCGUAAGGUAAACGUCGGUGGACGGACAGAGUUUCAGUCUCAGGCAGCGUCUGUCGGUCCGGAGGAAGGCGGAGACACAAAAAGCAAAACUUUGCACGUUUGAGCUUUAACAGCAUGUCAUUUAAUACCCCUGUUUAUUUCCCAUCAGCCCCUUCACCUGAGCGUCUGACGUCACAGCUUCUUCUUCUGUUCUGCGCUCAUUUCUUUUUCUUUCACUCGAUUUAGUUUGUUGUUUGUUUGUUUGCUCCUCGCCGCUGCAGACGUCUGUCGGGACGCCGCUGCAGGGUUCCCGCUCUGCCACCGGGGGGCGCCGCGGAGCUUCUGCUCCGUGUUUCUAACAGCAAACGUCUCAAAAGAUUAAAUCUGAUUCAUUUGACUUGUUUUCUUCUUCAAACUGACGAAUAAUAAUCGUUUGUUGCUCGAUGUUUUCAUUUAGCUUUACGAGGUCAAAGGUCACAGCAUCGAUUAUUCUACUGCUAAUUAUAUCUUUAUCUUCUCGAGUCUCAUUAAAGGAGCUAAAGUUCAUUUUCUUUUCUUAAAAAUUCACAAUUAAAAGAAAAUGAUUUUAUAGUAAACUUGUAAUUAAGUGAAAAUGUUCUUAUAAUUACAAGGACAUUUAAUUAUGAGAUUAUUUAUCAAUAACAAGAAAACUGCACUAUAAUCAAUAUUCUCUUAAUUAUCUCAUAAUUAAGAGAAAACAUCGACGUUUGAUCUAAUCAGGAGAAACUAACUGAGAAAACUCAUUAAGAGAUUUUAAUUACAAGAAAAUUGUUUCAUGAUUCUUUUUACUCAUAAUUACAAGAAAACAAUAUAAUUAAGAGAAAAUGACAAAUUAGAUAAAACUCACAGAAAUUUAAGUUAUUUAUCUCAUAAUUACCAAAAGAACUUAAUAUAAACAUAAUUUCAGCUCAUCUACAAUUAAGAGAAAACAACUUGAUAAUUUGAAAAAACUCAUAAGAAAACUUUAAUUUCUCAUAAUUUUCUCAUUUUCACUAAAACUAAAUUAUUUUAUCUUUUAAUCAAAUAAAUAAAUAACAAAACAAUAAUAAAUAUAAAUGACAGAUCACAAGAAUCAGAAAUAAAAGUUCUUUAUCUGGUAAUAAAAGAGAAUAAUUGUAAUUACGAGGUUGUUUUCUUCUUUAUCUCCAGUUUGUUUGUUUGUUUGUUUGUUUGUUUGUUUGUUGACCCGAUGAGACCUUCCACUGAUUUUAAACUUUAAAUCAUCGUCACACAUUUCAUUCUGGGUUUUUAUUUUAAUCAUCGUUGUGUUUGAGCGGCGAGUUCGAACCCCGUCAGACGUCCGUCAGCGUCGUCAGUGGAACCGCGAACAGAGACGAUUAUUGUACAAUGAGAUUCUGACAGAUAUUUAACCCUCGGUAAACUGCCUAUUUUGUUAUAAUAAAGUCUAUAUUGAACUUUACUUAAGCACUACUACUACGGGAGUUAUUUUCUUCGCAUUGUUAAUCAUAUAUGAAUAGAAAAGUAUAAAGAUAUUUGAAUAUGAAUAUAUAUUUUUUCUUUUUCUUUUGAUCACCACCUCCUCUGUCUUUUAAUUUUCUUUUUUAAGCAUAAUAAAAACUUAACAAGAAAACAGAAAGUGCUCUUCUUCUUCUGCUGCUGACCUCCGACCAGGAUCUACAGCGACAAUCAAUCACACAGUUAGUUUGUUUGAACGAGCUGAUUAAAUGAUCACUGAUUGGGGAUUUAUUGAUAUAUUGAUCACUGGUUUCGAACUAGUUAAUUUCUUUAUAUGUUUUGUUUCUUUUUAUUUCAUAAUUUUCACUUAAAAUGAACCUUUUUUAUUUUCAACACAUAUUUUAUUCUAAACAGUAUUCACUAAUUAUUAUUAUUAUUAUUAGUUUGAUUAUAGAUUAUUGAUUGAAUCAACUCCAUAUAGAACAUGGCUCUAGAGUUUAUAAUGUUUAAUGAUGGAAAUGUUAUUGAUUGUUAUUGAUACAUUUUAUUAAACAAUAUUUAUUUAGACGUUAAAAUAUAAAUAUUUGGAUGUGAAUGAAACAUUUAGUGCAACAUCACAACCAAUGUUUGGAAAUCAAUCAAUAAAUCAAUAAUAACGUUCCUUUA
This is a messenger RNA of Dicentrarchus labrax (European seabass), 6290 nucleotides long. It is a transcript of the gene dlg1b, whose product is annotated as discs large MAGUK scaffold protein 1b. Lineage: Eukaryota; Metazoa; Chordata; Actinopteri; Moronidae. Gene Ontology annotation, biological process: chemical synaptic transmission; neurotransmitter receptor localization to postsynaptic specialization membrane. The transcript is spliced from 27 exons. The record is from RefSeq and is a predicted model, not a curated record. Gene Ontology annotation, molecular function: kinase binding. Bases 789 to 3794 code for a protein of 1001 amino acids. Gene Ontology annotation, cellular component: neuromuscular junction; neuron projection; postsynaptic density membrane.